This is a messenger RNA of Melanotaenia boesemani (Boeseman's rainbowfish), 732 nucleotides long. RefSeq names its product arylacetamide deacetylase-like 4 (gene aadacl4). Lineage: Eukaryota; Metazoa; Chordata; Actinopteri; Atheriniformes; Melanotaeniidae. Gene Ontology annotation, molecular function: hydrolase activity. The record is from RefSeq and is a predicted model, not a curated record.
AUGGGCUCGGCAGUUUUAAUAACUGGCUUUGCUACUCUUGUUACAGCCUUCUUCCUUCUGGUAAUUGGGCUUGUGUACUCUGAGCUGAUGAAUUCAGGCAUUUCUCAGGGGAUUGGAAAUAGUGGGAAACUGCAUGUGGGUCAUGGUCAAAUCCUACAUCGUGUGGGCAUAUGUCAUCAGGUCAACUUUAUCUGAUAUUUUGUGGCUUUUUUUCUGACUUGCUUGAAAUAAGUUUUUGCAGGUUUGUGAGUAAAGGAGAUGAAGCCCCAAUUUGCCCCUGAGCACAGUUACCCUGCCCAUCUGGAUGCCACCUGUCACUUCCUGUCUGUGACUGAGACCAGGUUUAGUAUGGACUCUCACCGAGUGGCAGUCGUUGGAGACAGCACAGGAGCUAACCUGGCAGCAGCUCUGUGCCAAAGGCUGGUGAGGAGAGGGGGCAGACAUCUGCCAUUCCCCUGCGCUCAGGUCCUCGUCCACCCAACCAUGCAGAUGGCAGAUUUCAACCUGCCCUCAUACCAGCAAAAUCAUGCUGAGCACAUAUUGUUUUGUGGCCGGAUGGCAUUCUAUUUCCUACAAUACCUCAAUGGAGGCUUGUUUGUGUGCCAGGGUGUGCCCCAAAGGAACCAUCCCACUAAUCUCAGGUCAUGCUAUGAAAAGUAGCUCUUCAACCUGCCACCUGUUUGCCUCUCAUGAGGCUUCAGUUAGCACCCAGCCACAAAAUAUCACCUUUAA